Phialemonium atrogriseum is the source of this 378-nucleotide messenger RNA. RefSeq lists its product as uncharacterized. The annotation marks the transcript as partial. Lineage: Eukaryota; Fungi; Ascomycota; Sordariomycetes; Cephalothecales; Cephalothecaceae. The record is from RefSeq and is a predicted model, not a curated record. The transcript has a single exon.
UUUCGGUUUUCUUUUCCUCUUUUUUUUCUUCAUGUCGACAAUACUUCAGUAAGCCUCACCCAAGCUUCCUCCCAUCCAUCUAACACUUCGCUGACCAUCCUUCCCCCCUUCCCACAGGAGAAUCAUUUCUAUAGUAUUCGUCUUCUUCUUGGUUCCCCAAAAGAGCCACAGAUUCCACCCGGGUUGAUGACCACAAAUCCUCGACACCCUAGAGUGAAGCCUUUUCUUCUAACUCUCGCUCUGCCUGCAAAGGCGGCGGUCCGGCCUCGCGUCGCGGCUGUACAGAGAGUGGUGAUGAUCUCUACCCCGGUUUCCGAGGUCUUGCCUUUGGGCGCUUGGACGGGGUGGGUGUUGAUGGACGUCUGACCGGCCUCUUUU